Penicillium samsonianum is the source of this 270-nucleotide messenger RNA. Its product is annotated as heat shock 9/12 family protein. The transcript is spliced from 3 exons. Lineage: Eukaryota; Fungi; Ascomycota; Eurotiomycetes; Eurotiales; Aspergillaceae. The record is from RefSeq and is a predicted model, not a curated record. The coding region runs from base 1 to 270 and encodes 89 amino acids.
AUGUCUGACACCGGUCGCAAGGAUUUCUCCACCAAGGCCAAGGAGGAGUUCACACCUGACUCCACCAAGUCCACCCAGGACAAGCUCAAGGAGACUGUCACCGACACUACUGACCGCGCUAGCGGUGGCUUGCAGACCGAUGAUAGCAAGGGUGUUGGCCAGGAGGUCUUCGAUAAGACCCGGCGUGAAAAGGACCACCAGGUCCAUGGCGGUACCACCGAAUCCAUUGGUGACAAGAUCAAGAAUACAAUCGGCCUCGGUAGUAACUAA